Molecule: messenger RNA, 193 nt
Organism: Didymodactylos carnosus
Lineage: Eukaryota; Metazoa; Rotifera; Eurotatoria; Philodinida; Philodinidae
Source: the annotation of a GenBank genome assembly
AUUGGGUCCUGUUAGCACAUCAAAAGAAGAAAAUAUGUCGGCUGAUGAAGAAGUCAUCAUUAUUCCUGUUGAAGAUAUACUCAGUAUCAAGUAUACUUCGGAUAUAAAAAAACAUGUUAAAGCACAAACGGGUAUGCAUAAAGGAUGUUCAAAUAAAAUGACCUAUGUGUUUGGCCAUGAUUUCGUGCCUUAG